This is a messenger RNA of Rangifer tarandus platyrhynchus (Svalbard reindeer), 327 nucleotides long. NCBI's taxonomy places the organism in Eukaryota, Metazoa, Chordata, Mammalia, Artiodactyla, Cervidae. The record is from the annotation of a GenBank genome assembly.
AUGGGUUUGACCCUUGGUUGGGGAACUAAGAUCCUGCAUGCUGAGUGGCAAAAAAAAAAAAAAAAAAAUCACUAUACAAAUAUCCUCAAUGUGUUCAAUGUGCUUCUCAGCUCCAAAUUAAACCUAAAAAAAAAAAAAAAAAAAAAGUACCCUGAUACCCAAUCUCUGAUAAAAAAUACUCAUAAAAUUCCAGAAAUUUCCCAAAAGCAGAACUUGAAUUUGCCCUCUGUACCAGCAGCUAUUUACAUAGCGUCUACAUCUAGAGAUGAUUUCAAGUCUAUAGGAAUGUUGCUGCUGCUGCUGCUAAGUCACUUCAGUCGUGUCUGA